Symbiodinium natans is the source of this 741-nucleotide messenger RNA. Lineage: Eukaryota; Dinophyceae; Suessiales; Symbiodiniaceae. The record is from the annotation of a GenBank genome assembly.
AUGAAAGCAGGCGGCGUUCGAACCAACACAUGGUUCCUGCCUACAUCUGCAUGCUUGAGCGCAGUUUCAGUCUUGGCACACAGGCGAGAUCGAAGCCAGCAAAGCAUCGCCAUUGAGCGGGGGGGCAUCCUGGACCCCCAAACCACGCCAGGAAAUCCCUCGCACUGGGCACAGGUGACAACAGGUGUCUGCCUACGUGCCCAUGUGGGGGUAGUUGACUGCUGCCACACUCAUGUCCUAGCUCCUUGUCGCCAACAGGACGACCACAGGAUCUGGCAAAGCGCCCUCUUGACUUCGGAGUUAAAGUCGGCAGUUGAUCCGCUCUUCAAGCGACGCGCGAGAUGGGCGCUACCAUUGGCAGAAAAGGAAGUGCAGGAUGCGUUUCGAAAGGCCACAAAAGGGACUGACGGCGAAGCGGAGAGUGAGGACUCUGGCAAGUGCCGGAAGCCGAUUGAAGGUGAGGACUGUGCGGUCUGCUUCGAGGCCAUGCGCAUGUCCGAAGAGGCUGCAGGUCAGCUUGUUUGUUGCGGGUUCUGCGGAAACAACUUCCACUCAGACUGCAUCAGACGUUGGCAGCUUGCCUCCUCUGGAAAGGCUGCGCAGCAACCUUGUCCACUCUGUCGCCAGCCGUGGCAGCCUGCAAUGCAUGUGCCACCCGGUGGUCGCAUCUUAACGUCGAGGUUAAGGCCAUGCGCCGGAUCUGCAUAUUUGAACCUCAGCCUGCCCAGCACCCACCGCUGA